Messenger RNA from Danio rerio (zebrafish), 4587 nucleotides. NCBI's taxonomy places the organism in Eukaryota, Metazoa, Chordata, Actinopteri, Cypriniformes, Danionidae. The record is from RefSeq and is a predicted model, not a curated record.
AGUCACUUCAGGUUCAAAGGUUCAUUCACACUGGCAACUGGGAAAACUUCCUUCGGUGGCAGUUAAAAAACACCUUCUAAUUUGAAUCUGUGUUAGUAGUUUUGUAAAGCUGUAGGGAGUCUGAGAUGGCCAAGAAGGCGGUAGGUUUAGGGCCACUGUCGAGGCGUCCAGAUAACUCGGCGUUUAAACAGCAGAGAUUACCAGCCUGGUCUCCAUCUCUCACGGCACAGACCGUCCUGCCAAUCUUCUACAUCCUAGCUGUCGUGUGCCUGCUGCUGGGCAUCUGGCUCCUCAUCACUGUCCAGAACACACACCAACUGAAGGUGGACUACACCGAUGCUGGAACAUGUGAACGGUGCUUCGAGCUUCAUGCCAACAACACCAGAACGGUCUGCACAUGUUCAGUCAACUUCUACGUUCCAAGACCCUUUCCGGGCGACGUGUUCUUCUACUACGGUCUGAGGAACUUUCAUCAGAACCUGCGGAGGUACAUGGACUCCCGCGAUGAUGCACAGAUGGUGGGGAGGAAGAACAACCUGAAGGCACCGAGUUCAUACUGCGCUCCGUUUCAUUACGAUGCAAACGGGGUACCCAUCGCCCCCUGCGGUGCCGUAGCCAACAGCAUGUUCAACGACUCAUUUACACUGAUGUAUCAUCAAGCUAAUGGGGCAGAAGUGCAAGUUCCUCUCUAUAGGAAGGGCAUUGCUUGGUACACAGACAAAAAUGUCAAGUUCCGCAACCCUCCGACCAACAACACAUUUUCCCUUCGACAAGCCUUUGAAGGCACGACUCGGCCCUUAUACUGGCAGCACUCGGUUUAUGAGCUGGAUGACACAGACUCCAACAACAAUGGUUUCAUAAAUGACGACCUGAUUGUCUGGAUGAGAGAGGCAGCCUUCCCUAAUUUCAAAAAGCUUUAUGGGGUUCUCAAUCGUGCUCAAGAGCCUUUCACUGAAGGCCUGCCCGCCGGCAACUACAACAUCUCUAUAGAUUACAAUUUUCCUGUUGAGCCCUUCAGAGGUCGAAAGGAGCUGGUGAUCUCAAUGGUGACCUGGUUUGGUGGGCAGAAUUACUUUCUGCCCAUUGCGUAUCUGGUGACCAGUGGGCUAAUCCUGGUGACUGCUGUCGUUCUCACAACAGUGUUUGUCAAAUUUGGCAAAAAUGGCAAGAACAUGGAGGAAUAAACCAAAGGAAGAAGGAACUGUCCAUCAGGAAAGAAAGAUAAAUGGUGCCCAUCAGAAUCACUGAAAACAAGCAGUUUGAACCAUGAAUUUUAAAAGUUUACAUAUUUCGAGAAAACAUUCUUGACCACAGCCCAUUUUAUACUGGAUGGUUCUUAAAAGUAAUAGAAAUGAAAAGAUUUGUUUAACAUUUACUCAUCCUGCUUUAGUUUCUUUCUUCUGUUGGACAGAAAAGAAGAUAUUUUGUAAAAUGUAGCAUCUGACAUCCAUAUCAAGUCUGUAAAUACUAUUUUUAAAUGUAAAAAUAAAUAAAUAAAUAAAUAGAUAAUAAUAAUAAUAAUAAUAAUAAUAAUAAUAAUAAUAAUAAUAAUAAUAAUAAUAAUAAUAAUGGCCUCAAUUUCCAGACAGGUAAUGAGUAAUGCAUAAGUAUAAUUUCCGGCUGUCUCAAAAUCAUUGCAUUGGGGUAACUUCUCACAUCUGAUAUUGUCUAUGUUUAGAAAAUCUUGUACUGCUCAUUUCUGCAAGCUUUAUGGGUCACACUUUACAAAUAAUGUUUCAUUAGUUUAUGUAUUUACUAAAAUGAACUAAUAAUGAACAAUACGUGUACAGCAUAUACUGCAUUAAGUGCAAAUUCAUGCUUAUUAACAUCAGUUAUUACACUGUAAACAUGAUCUAACAAUGAACAUCUUUAUUUUCAUUUACUAACAGUAACACAGAUGAAUAAAUACUGAAAUAUUGUAAUAAAUGAAUAGUUCAUUGUUUGUUCAUGUUAAUGAAUACAUUACCUAAUAUUAGCUAAUGCAACUUUAUUGUAAAGUGUUGCAACAAGUGUUAUGUAUAUGGGAAUAGUGUGCAAAUUCACUUUAAAGCGCACAUAAAAUGUCCUCAUAACACACAGUGUUUGUAAAACGCAUACAAAAGUGACAAUGGACUUGAUAUUACAUUUUCAGUGUGAACAUAUAUUAAAGGGUUAGAAAUUUGUCUCACAGCAUGAUAAGUGAAUCACAAGCAGUUUUGCGCUCUUUAUUAUUAUGUUUUUUUUUCAGACUGGAAAUUAAUUACAACACUGACAGUGGAAUAUCAUGUCAACCGCCACCUUUGUGUGCUUCACACUUCACAAAUACUGUUUGUUAUAUUAUUUUUAAUAGUCCUUCCCUAUAUAGUAUACUGCAGUUGCACUCAACCCUGUUCCUGAAGAUCUUCCUUCCUGGAGAGUUCAGCUCCAACCCUGAUCAAACACAACUAAACCAACUAAGUAGGAUCUGAAAGAGCACUUGGUAAUUAAAGACAGGUGUGUUUGAUCUGAUGCAGCUGAACUCUGCAGGAUGGAAGGUAGAUCUCCAGGAAAAGGGUUGGGCACAGCUGGUAUACUGUAUCUGUACGUAAACAAGCAGUAGGCUGGCAGCAGGGGGCAUCUGUGACAAUAUGUGAAAAUGCGAUGGUUAACUGACGACUUGCACUACAUUUACUUGUUUUACAGCAUCAAUUUUUCAUUUAAAAGCAGCUUAAGAAUGCCUCAGUUUACACACUCGGCUUUUGUGUGUGUUUUUUAUGAGCUUUCAGCACUCCAAAGUGGCUCAUUUGUCAUUCAGACAGCUCGUUUUUGGGAGAAAUUUAUUACAGGAACUUUCUAUCGGUGACAAAUGAUUUCUAAUGGUUUUAUAAUUGUUAUGACAUUAAUAAUUGAGGGACAUCAUGGCAUAUUUGUACUUUUAAUUUGUGAUACUGCAAGAUGUUGAAUGAACUAUAAAUAUUAAGCAAUUAAAUAAUACUAUCAGUAGAAUUUGUAAUAAAAGUGCAAUUAUACAAAUGCUAGUCAGGCUGCCAAAAAGAAUAUUUAAGCCUACUGCAUUUUGACUAUAGUAAAACUAGUUAAUUUAAUUUAGGCUAUAAUGAAAUUGUGAUAGUAUUGUUUUUACAGUAAAAUUAUAAACUUUACCGUAUUGGUUUACAUGAAAAAAUACAAUGUGUAUAUGCAUUUUUUAAAAUGUGUUGUCAUUUAUCUAAUAAAAUAUUUGCUAAUAUUUUUGUUUAAAAUGUCCCUCUGAUUUAAUGAAAAAUUAUAUGGAAAAUAUUAAGUAUUCCACAAUUCUUAGCGUCUCUGAGUUCAUAAUUCACAAAUACUGUUUAUUGUAUUAUAUUUAAUAGUCCUUCACUAUAUAGUAUACUGCAGUUGUGCUCAACCAUGUUCCUGAAGAUUUACCUUUAAACGAUUUACGUGUUAAACGAGUGAAAUGUGAUUUUUGUUUUAUUUUUUAAACUACUGAUGACAGCUUGUAAACUUAAAGUUUUGCCAUUUACAGCUUUAUGUAUUGUCUUUCAUAAAACAACAAAAACAAAGUACUUAUGCUUACAUUGCUAAUGUUUUAACUUGGGAAGAGGUAGAGAAAACAUAUUUGCUUGAAUAAACCUGGAUUUUUAGUCACAACUAUUUUUUUAAACUGUUAUUUUAACAAAAUUGUGAUUUUUCUAGAGAAAAACAUGCAGCGUUAUUGUUUUUUAACGCUUUGUUUUUUAAAGGGGUGGUCCACAGUGUAUUUUUAAGUCUUGGCUGUGUCUAUAAGAUGUGAAGCAAUGUGUGCUUAUGCUUUACUUGUAGAAAAUCAUGUUAUUUUUUCAUAUAUCUUUCUUUGAUUACAUAAAGCUACUCAGCUAACAUAUUUCCUAGUUCCUCUGAAAGGCUCGCCGUCAUAAGGCUCUGAUUGGUCAGCUAACAUAAUGUGCUGUGAUUCACGGAUUGGUUACAAGUCACCACGUCACACCCCUAUAAGCACUUGCUUUUGCGCUGUGUAAGCACUGUCAGUCAAAGCAGCUGUUAGCAGCAUUAGCUGCCUGAAUCAGACAAAAAAUGAAGAGCAAACCACUGAACCUCACACCUGCUCUUUAAAGGGCACCUAGGUUACCCCUUUUUUCAGAUUUAAUAUAAGUCUUUUGCGUCUCUAGAAUGUGUAUAUAAAGUUUCAGAUGAAAAAGUACCAAUCAGAUUUUUCAUUAUACCUUUUACAAGAUGCUGUUUUAUACUGAUUUCCAGCAGGGGGUGGUUUUGUCGUACUGCGCCUUUAAGCCGAGUUCUGCCCGCCUACUAUUUCUACAUGCCUCCUCCCUCAGCUGCGUCAGACAACAGACAGACUUAAAGGAAGAAGGUCUCACGUAGCGUUUGUGAGAUACUACAGUAAGAACUAACCUUUACUAAUCAGUAUUGUGAAGUUGCAUUGAUGAGUCACACACAAUAUCGUUACAAAGUUAACGCGCGCGCUCACACACACACACACACACACACAGAUACACAUGCAGGCAGGCAGGCAGACAGACAGAGCGCGCUUAGCUUACUUAAGGCUAACCUCAAGUACUUUGUGGAUAUCUGUUAUGCUAAUGUACAAAAUAAACCUGAUUUAACUUCCACAAA